AUGGGUGUCCUGCUACGUCGAGAUUGCCGGGAGACAUAUAAUGGCUAUGUCUGCGAUGGCAAUAGCUGGUACGAUUGGGGUCGAUGGAUCGCCUUUGCUGUCAUUGUUGGAGUAGCUUUACUUGUCUUUUUCCUCUUCGCCUGCUUCAAUGCUCGCCGUCGGCGCAGACAAGGCCUUCGUCCUCAUCCCGGCACCGCAUGGCUCGCGGGCCCUCCGCCGACCUUUCAGCAAUCGCAGCAACAGCAACAGCCUGGACAACCGUACUACGCAGACCCUUACUACCAGCCUGCCCCGCCGCCGCAAUACUCUCCUCAUCCCCAGUACGGCUACUUCGGGGGCCAGCAGCAAACGGGCAUUGAACUGCAACCACCACAGAAUGCCUACCACAAUGGUGGCGAACGUGUAUAUCAACCACCGCCGGGUCCUCCUCCGGCCUCCAAGGUCUAA
Messenger RNA from Aspergillus aculeatus ATCC 16872, 447 nucleotides. Its product is annotated as resistance to Congo red protein. Lineage: Eukaryota; Fungi; Ascomycota; Eurotiomycetes; Eurotiales; Aspergillaceae. The record is from RefSeq and is a predicted model, not a curated record. Gene Ontology annotation, cellular component: intracellular membrane-bounded organelle. The transcript is spliced from 3 exons. Bases 1 to 447 code for a protein of 148 amino acids. Gene Ontology annotation, biological process: vesicle-mediated transport.